AUGCUACGCUCGCCACUUGCUGUAUCUGCGAUCAUCGCGCUCGCCCCUCCAUUGCUCUUCAACGCUGCAAUACGAUUGCACUGGACCAACUUCCUCUGGGCUUUCCCACUGCUUUUGAUCAGCUGGACGGUGGUGCUGUUUGCCGCCUUCUUGUUUGCCAGCCACAUCGCCGACAUCCGAACAUUACGUCGGACUCGGCGGUCCCGUAAUAGCCUCAGAUCUCUACCACGCCUCGCUUUCCUCACUCCUGCAGCCUGCAAGUGGCAUACUCCCUUGGCAACCGGAUCGCUAGAGUCUUCACCGAGUGAUUCCGCCCCCGAAUUCGUCCAGGCAGUUGAACAGACCAUUCGUAACGCACUCGACCGGGUCGCCGCUCUCGUCACGCAGCUCGAUUAUGCCGAUCUGGUUGUGCGUAGACUGAUUCCUCGCAUCACCAACCACAUCCACUCCUACCGUAAGGCUGAGGCCGACUUCCGCGGCUCUUCCGAAAAUGCACAGCUUGCUGGCUCCGAAAGCGAUCAGACGGAUCUGUUUCUGGCUCGCAAGUUUGAAGACGGACACCUCCAUCCUGCUGUGGGCGACAUGAGCAGCCCCAACACCAAACCCGCCGAACAGGCUUUUCUUCGAUCCGUCUGUUCGCGUCUGCUUCGUGCAUUGAUGCCGUUCCCCGAAAGCGAAAGCGCUUCGGUGCACAUUGUCGUGCGCGAGCUGCUCAGCUGCACCAUCCUCUUUGCGGUCAUUGAAUCUAUCAGCGAUCCCGACUUUUGGAACAACCUGAUCGAGCAAAAGGCCGGCGCCGUCAUCCACGAACAGAUCCUCGUCGGCAAACUGCGCGACGCUCUGGAUAAGCAAGAAUCGCUCUCAACUGCCAAAACUGGCCGGACACGAACAGUACCCUUCGUCGACAUCGAUGCCAAGAACUUACUGCCUUGGUCACAAGAGACCAAGAAGCCGGAUCAAAAGUCAUUCGAGGCCUUCCUGCGAUCCAUCAGGCACACCACUUCUCUGCUCGAAGUUCGCAGGAUUAAGAACGACAUUGCUGUGCAGAUCAGAAAGACAAAGGCCAAUCUGGAACGUCUAUCAGAUGACCCUUCAGACGCUUCUCGCGCUAAACUUCAAUCUUACCUGCAUCGGCUCGAAGCGGCUUAUACUGUCGCAGAGCACAAGAUUGCGCAGCUAGGUUCGGACACGGGCAUUCCUACGGUCUCUGCGAAGGCUUCGGCUGGUGCUGAUCCAAAUGCCUCUCGUGUCAAGUUGCACGAUGUGCUCCUCAAUCCUUCCAGCCUGUCGUUCUUCAUGGAGUUUAUGGAUCGUCGCAAGAGAUCCAUCUUGGUACAGUUCUGGCUUCUGGUGGAGUCCUUCAAGAACCCACUUGAGGACACUGAAGCAGAUCCCUCAGCCAAAGACGAACAACUCAAUGCUUCCUCAGGCGCCUUGUCGCCGUCUCGAGCAGCGAUUCAUACGUUGAAAGAGGAGAUCCGCAUGUUUGACCAAGUCUAUUACGCUUCACCUUUGAUCAAGGUCUCUAAGCGAUACGUCGACAGUGCUCGGCAGUUCCUUGCCAUAGGCCAAGACGCUCCCAUCGCAGCAUUGCAAGUGUGGCAGGUCAGGCGGGACGUCCUUCGCGCUCAGAAGGAGAUCUACGAGGAGAUGGAGGAGGAAGACUGGCCAAGUUUCCGUCAGAGCGAUCUGUUCCUCAAAGCCGCACAGGACUUGCAUCCCAAUGCACACCUGGCCGCUGGCCUGGCCUCCAGCGUAGGCUCACUCGCGGCAGAACCGUCAGGGUUCAUGAACCACAAACACACUGAAUUGUCCGAUGGCCUUCAGCGUCCAGGUCGUUCGAUUAAGCCCAACGUCGAGCACGCUGACCUUUUUGGUACAGACAAACCUAUGGGCUCAGAAUCGAAACAGUUGGAUCUGUUUGGCGACUCUCUCACAGGCAGCAGAUCGAAAGCAAGCGCAAAGUCGGAUAACCUCGACAUUCUGAUAGGCGGACGCACACAGCACGCUGGACCCGACGGAAGGACACCGCUCUUCCGCGAAGAUCCCCUCUUUGACGAGCACGACGAUGAGAACGACGGACAGACUGAGGAAGAACGCGGAGACAACAGUUCCGACGUCAUCCAGGUGGAACAGGUGAACGAGCUGCACAGCGUACUGCAGAGUAUCAUCGACGAUGAUAUCGACAAGACCCGAAAGCGCCCGGCUGGGCUCGGAUCUACAGGACCCGAUUUGGGCGGCAGAUCAAGUCGCAGCAGCGACAAGGACUCGUACCAUCCUUCGACUGACAGCAAGAGAGGUAGUGUAGUCGCCAACGAGAGCGAGACUGUUGUUCAACCGGGGACACCACGUGGAAGCAAGGGAGGUACCGGGACUGAUUCAGCGACUGCAAAUGCCGGCUUUGCCAGCUUACCGAGCUUCAACCUGAGCCAGGAGCUCCAAAAGAUGGAUGCGCAGCUGGAAAAACUCGAGGCGCAAGCCGACAUCUUGGAUGCGCUGGCUCGGAAAGCUGAGCUCACAGGCGCGAGAAGUAGCGAGACUCGACUGCUUGCGCAAUCCAUCCAAGCGGUCCGACGAGAGUCUCGCGAUAUUCGGUGGCAGCGCAGCCAGCUCGAGCAGCAGAUGGCGGCGACACAGCUCAUACCGGGGCAAACAAGGGUGUCGAUCCAAGAUACCAUGAUCUCGGUAGAUCAGGAAGGCAAAGAAUAUGCUGUCUACCUUAUUGAGAUUGGUAUUUUGGAUCAAGACGCGAGCAAGCCGAGCAAGCCGAGCGGGCAGAGCAAGGGUAGAGGGGUUGGUGCUCCGACGGCUCCGACGGCUCCGACGGUUCCAACGGCGCGCGGCUGGAUUGUGGGUAGAAGGUACUCGGAGUUUUGGUCGCUGCAUCAAGCAUUGAAGGAGCGAUUCGCCGCGGUGAGGGCGCUCGAGUCGGAUUUUCCGGGAAAGAGACUGGUCGGACUGGUGCAUGCGCCAUUUGUCGACGCAAGAAAGGCGGCACUGGAACGCUAUUUGCAGGCGCUGGUCAAGCUCAAAGUGGCAUGCGAGAGCGAGGAGCUACGGAUCUUUCUUUCGCAGACUGCAAUUGCGACAAUGAACGGGAUGGCAGCACAAACCACGAACGACAGCGUCGGCGCGGCUCAGCUGACAAGCGCUGGGACGGCGACACCCGGUAAACAGCUGAGUGCAUUCCCUGGAGGCGGGUUGGUCAAGACGCUCUUCAAGGGCAUGAGCGGCGUCGCUGAGGGUCUGGACGACUUGAUCGGAAUAGGACCGUCGAUGCUCGAUGUCGUGGUACAACGGCUAUCUGCGCAAAUGCAGAUCAAGUCCGGAACCACACUGGUGCAAGGGAUCGCCGACAUCGACAUGGUCUCUCAAGCGAUGGACAAGGACGCCACGCCGGCCGAGCUUCGCGAAGCAGCUGGUGCCGGUACGACCUACUGGACCGAACCGAUCUGCGACCUGUUUACCGAGCUGUUUGAGCUGCACGAGAAAAACAACUGGCUGCGUCGUCAAGCGAUCGUAAUCCUGCUUCAACAACUGUUCGGCUCUACGGUGGAACGCAAGAUCCGCGAGACGUUUUCGUCGGCGCUAUCACCACUCGCCAUCUCGCACUAUCUCGCAUCGUUCCAAUCAAGCCUCUGGCCCAAUGGAGCUCUCAAACACCCAUCGCCCGCCAGAAGCUGGCCCGAAAAACUCGCGCUCAGAGAAACCGCAAACGCGAAACUCGCCAACCUCAUCCCGGACCUCGCUGCCAACCUGGUCGGACGGGAAAACGCGCGCACAGGCUCAAGAAGACUGUUUGCCGCGCUCCAGAAUAAACGACUCAACAAACACCUCAUCUACACCUUGCUCGAUAUCUUUGUCCAGGAUCUCUUGGCCGUCGACCAUGAUCCACCGCCAUGA
This is a messenger RNA of Mycosarcoma maydis (corn smut), 3903 nucleotides long. RefSeq lists its product as uncharacterized. Bases 1 to 3903 code for a protein of 1300 amino acids. NCBI's taxonomy places the organism in Eukaryota, Fungi, Basidiomycota, Ustilaginomycetes, Ustilaginales. Gene Ontology annotation, molecular function: phosphatidylinositol binding. The record is from RefSeq and is a predicted model, not a curated record. Gene Ontology annotation, cellular component: intracellular membrane-bounded organelle. The transcript is spliced from 2 exons.